This is a messenger RNA of Platichthys flesus (European flounder), 2387 nucleotides long. RefSeq names its product T cell immunoglobulin and mucin domain containing 4 (gene timd4). The record is from RefSeq and is a predicted model, not a curated record. Lineage: Eukaryota; Metazoa; Chordata; Actinopteri; Pleuronectiformes; Pleuronectidae. The coding region runs from base 1 to 762 and encodes 253 amino acids. The transcript has 8 exons.
AUGGCCGCCGUCUCGUCUCUCCGCUGUCCAUCGUCUCAGACCUUCAUCAUCUUCCUCUUCUUCCUUUCAGGCGGACAUGUGUCCUGUUUCCAGGUGCCCGAGGGGGGCGUGGCCUCCCUGUCCUGUCAGUACUCGGUGAAGCGAUGGGGUCUGAGCCGGGCCUGCUGGGGUCGCGGCUGUGGAACCUUCUGGUGCAGAGACGUCCUGGUGCAGACGGACGAGACGGGCGUGGUCUCUCAGGUGGAGGACCGCUACCGGCUGAUGGGGGACAUCCUGGACGGACAGAUGGACCUGGACAUCGAGAACGUGCGGCGGACCGACAGCGGGCCGUACUGCUGCAGGGUGGACAUCCACGGGAUCUUCAACGACAAGAAGGUGAUCAUGAACCUGAGAGUAGUGGAAGCUCCGGUUCCAACAUCUCCUGCAACCACCACGGGGACAGACCCGGUCUCCACAGUGAACUGGAAAACUCUGCUCUCGACUCAGCUGGAGCUUCUGAGGAGGAACUCCACGCUGCUGCGCCCCGGCCCUGUGGAGGACUCUCUACCCUCUCUCUCUCUUCACAUUAAUGUGACCGUGCUCUCUCUCUCCCUCACUGUGCUGUUGACCUUGGCCUCAGUGUUCCUCUUCCUGGCCUUCAGACGUGGAGUUCACAGCAGAGCCUUACCGACCGGCUGUUUCUCCUCUGAAGAACCUCCUCACAUCAUUUAUGAGAUCCGCAUGAGACGACCGGUCCAAGAGAACAUCUACACUCUGGACUAGAGACCCUCCAAACACAGGGGACCACCGACCACUGACCGUCUACCACUGACCACUGACCACAGACCGUCUACCACUGACCACCGACCACAGACCGUCUACCACUGACCACCGACCACAGACCGUCUACCACUGACCAACGACCGUCUACCACUGACCACUAACCACAGACCGUCUACCACUGACCACUGACCACAGACCGUCUACCACUGACCACCGACCACAGACCGUCUACCACUGACCACCGACCACAGACCGUCUACCACUGACCACUAACCACAGACCGUCUACCACUAACCACCGACCACAGACCGUCUACCACUGACCACUAACCACAGACCGUCUACCACUGACCACUGACCACAGACCGUCUACCACUGACCACCGACCACAGACCGUCUACCACUGACCAACGACCGUCUACCACUGACCAACGACCGUCUACCACUGACCACCGACCACAGACCGUCUACCACUGACCACUAACCACAGACCGUCUACCACUGACCACUGACCACAGACCGUCUACCACUGACCACUAACCACAGACUGUCUACCACUGACCACUAACCACAGACCGUCUACCACUGACCACUAACCACAGACCGUCUACCACUGACCACUGACCACAGACCGUCUACCACUGACCACCGACCACAGACCGUCUACCACUGACCAACGACCGUCUACCACUGACCAACGACCGUCUACCACUGACCACCGACCACAGACCGUCUACCACUGACCACUAACCACAGACCGUCUACCACUGACCACUGACCACAGACCGUCUACCACUGACCACUGACCACAGACCGUCUACCACUGACCACUAACCACAGACCGUCUACCACUGACCACUAACCACAGACCGUCUACCACUGACCACUAACCACAGACCGUCUACCACUGACCACUGACCACAGACCGUCUACCACUGACCACUAACCACAGACUGUCUACCACUGACCACUAACCACAGACUGUCUACCACUGACCACUAACCACAGACCGUCUACCACUGACCACCGACCACAGACCGUCUACGUCUGACCACCGACCACAGACCGUCUACCACUGACCACCGACCACAGACCGUCUACGUCUGACCACCGACCACAGAAGAGAACGUUGGACAAUAAGUUGGACAAAGCUGUGUGUGUGUGUGUGUGUGUGUGUGUGUGUGUGUGUGUGUGUGUGUGUGUGAACAUAUAACUCAUCAACGCACUGUAGGAGUCCUACAAUCCGAAGCUCUCAUUGGUCAGAAACAUUCCCCAUCACAUGAUGUCAUGAAGAAUUCAGAAAAUGACGUCAUGCACAGUUCAACGACCUGUGGACCCUGUCGGACGAAAGACGUGACCUGAAAUUUACAUGGAAAAUAGUUUCUAAUGGAAGAAUGACAACAAUUCAUUAGGACAUUAAAGAUCUGACGGACACUGUACCUCCCUUGUCAAUUGACAACUGUUGCAAAUGUCUUGUUGAAAUGAAAAGGUGGACAUGACACUGUCACGUCUCUGUGUAAAGAUGUUUCACUCAUAACUGCACUAAGGACUCCUAUUAAUGAGGUCAUACAGUAAACAUUGAUUUUUGUGAUGGAAGUUUUCACUGAGGUCUCAAACAAAUCAUAA